Messenger RNA from Heteronotia binoei (common prickly gecko), 858 nucleotides. RefSeq names its product putative nuclease HARBI1. The transcript has a single exon. Lineage: Eukaryota; Metazoa; Chordata; Lepidosauria; Squamata; Gekkonidae. Bases 1 to 858 code for a protein of 285 amino acids. The record is from RefSeq and is a predicted model, not a curated record.
AUGUGUGGGUUGGUGGCGACAGAGACACCGUCGGGCGCACAGAUACCGGGAGCGCCUGAGCACUUUGCGACUCGAGGAUGCCACCUGUCUGGACUACUUUUGGCUGGACCGCGCUGCCAUCCAGGACGUGUGAGAGCAGCUCGCCCCAUCCCUGUCCUGCAGCGGGUUCUCAUCUCCCUGUGCUUCCUGGUGACCAGCUCCUUCCAGGGUAUGGUGGCCAAGGUCCUGGGUGUCUCCCAGUCGUCGGCCAGCCACUGCCUCCACUCCUUCCUAGACACCAUGUUUCAGCGCCUCCAGCAGCACGUGCCGUUCCCAACAGGCAAGGAGGAGCUGCAGACUGCCAGAGCUGGCUUCAUGGUGGUCGUGGGGUUCCCCAAUGUCAUAGGGGCUGUGGACUGCACGCAUGUCACCCUGGUGGCCCCGUGGAAGGAUCCCAUGGUGUACCGGAACAGGCACCACUUCUACAGCCUCAGCGUGCAGGCAUCCUGCAACAACCAGGGACUCUUCACAGAUCUGGUGGCGAAGUUCCCAGGGAGUGUACAUGAUGACCAGAUCUUCACGUCCUUGGGCCUCAAUCGCCUCCUGGCAGCCUGGCCGGAUGGGCAGGGGUGGUUGCUAGGUAAGGCCACCAAGUGGUGGCAUGGGGCACCCCUCCCAUCCCCUGUCCUCACCUUCCUGUCCUCCACAGGUGACCAAGUAUACCCAUUGCUGCCUUACCUGCUGACACCGUACCAGGAGGAUGCGCCUGAGGACCAGACAGCAUACAACCAGGUGCACAGGGCCACUUGCAUAGUCAUCGAACGUUCCUUUGGGCAGCUGAAGAUGAGGUUCUGCUGCCUGCACCACACAGAUGGCUGA